UUUAUUAAGCGAAAAUGACUAUUUUCUACAAAUCAUAAAGAUAUUGGUACAUUAUAUUUUAUUUUUGGAAUUUGAGCAGGAAUAGUGGGAACCUCACUUAGUUUAUUAAUUCGAACUGAAUUAGGAAAUCCAGGAUCUUUAAUUGGAGACGAUCAAAUUUACAAUACAAUCGUUACAGCCCAUGCUUUUAUUAUAAUUUUUUUUAUAGUUAUACCAAUUAUAAUUGGGGGAUUUGGUAAUUGAUUAAUUCCCCUAAUAUUAGGAGCUCCUGAUAUAGCUUUUCCACGUAUAAAUAAUAUAAGAUUUUGACUUUUACCCCCAUCACUAAUAUUAUUAAUCUCUAGUAGAAUCGUUGAAAAUGGAGCAGGAACAGGAUGAACAGUUUAUCCCCCACUUUCAUCUAAUAUUGCCCAUAGAGGAUCAUCAGUAGAUUUAGCAAUUUUUUCUUUGCAUUUAGCUGGUAUUUCCUCAAUCCUAGGGGCAAUUAAUUUUAUUACAACUAUUAUUAAUAUACGAGUUAAUAAUAUAUCCUUUGAUCAAAUACCAUUAUUUAUUUGAGCUGUAGGUAUUACAGCUUUACUUCUUUUACUUUCCCUUCCUGUAUUAGCCGGAGCUAUUACCAUACUUCUAACAGAUCGAAAUAUUAAUACAUCAUUUUUUGAUCCAGCAGGAGGAGGAGAUCCAAUUCUUUAUCAACAUUUAUUUUGAUUUUUUGGUCAUCCAGAAGUUUACAUUCUAAUUCUUCCAGGUUUUGGUAUAAUUUCCCAUAUUAUUUCACAAGAAAGAGGAAAAAAAGAAACAUUUGGAUGUUUGGGAAUAAUUUAUGCUAUAAUAGCAAUUGGAUUAUUGGGAUUUAUUGUAUGAGCCCAUCAUAUAUUCACAGUAGGUAUAGAUAUUGAUACACGAGCUUAUUUUACUUCAGCAACAAUAAUUAUUGCCGUUCCUACAGGAAUUAAAAUUUUUAGAUGAUUAGCAACAUUGCACGGAACUCAAAUUAAUUAUAGACCUUCAAUACUAUGAAGAUUAGGAUUUAUUUUCCUAUUUACAGUAGGGGGAUUAACAGGAGUCAUUUUAGCUAAUUCAUCUAUCGAUAUUACCCUACAUGAUACUUAUUAUGUUGUUGCCCACUUUCAUUAUGUAUUAUCUAUAGGAGCUGUAUUUGCUAUUUUAGGGGGAUUUAUUCAUUGAUAUCCAUUAUUUACAGGAUUAAUAAUAAACAAUUAUUUAUUAAAAAUUCAAUUUAUUUCAAUAUUUAUUGGAGUUAAUUUAACAUUUUUCCCUCAACAUUUUUUAGGAUUAGCUGGAAUACCUCGACGAUACUCUGAUUAUCCUGAUAGAUUUAUAUCAUGAAAUAUUAUUUCAUCCUUUGGAUCUUAUAUUUCUUUAUUGUCUAUAAUAAUAAUUAUUAUUAUUAUUUGAGAAUCUAUAAUUAAUCAACGAAUUAUUUUAUUCUCUUUAAAUAUACCCUCUUCUAUUGAAUGAUACCAAAAUUUACCCCCCUCUGAACAUUCUUAUAAUGAAUUACCUAUUUUAAGUAACUUCUAAUAUGACAGAUUAUAUGUAAUGGAUUUAAACCCCAUUUAUAAAGGAUUAUCCUUUUUUUAGAAAUGGCAACAUGAUCUAACCUUAAUUAUCAAAAUAGAGCUUCCCCAUUAAUAGAACAAAUUAUUUUUUUUCAUGAUCACACUCUUGUUAUUCUAAUUAUAAUUACUAUUAUAGUAUCUUAUUUAAUAUUAAAUUUAUUUUUUAACUCAUAUACUAAUCGAUUUUUACUAGAAGGCCAAAUAAUUGAAUUAAUUUGAACUAUUUUACCAGCAAUUACAUUAAUUUUCAUUGCUCUUCCCUCUCUCUUCGAUUAUUAUACCUACUAGAUGAACUUAAUAAUCCAUUAAUUACACUAAAAUCUAUUGGACAUCAAUGAUACUGAAGUUAUGAAUAUUCAGAUUUUAAUAAUAUUGAAUUUGAUUCAUAUAUAAUUAAUUCAAGAGAAAAUAUUAAUAAUUUCCGAUUAUUAGAUGUAGAUAAUCGAAUUAUCUUACCUAUAAAUAAUCAAAUUCGUAUUUUAAUUACCGCUACUGAUGUAAUUCACUCAUGAACAGUACCAUCUUUAGGAAUUAAAGUUGAUGCUAAUCCCGGACGAUUAAAUCAAACUAGAUUCUUUAUUAAUCGUCCAGGUCUUUUUUAUGGACAAUGCUCAGAAAUUUGUGGUGCUAACCAUAGUUUUAUACCUAUUGUAAUUGAAAGAAUUUCAAUUAAAAAUUUCAUUAAUUGAGUUAAUAAUUAUU
This is a messenger RNA of Vanessa tameamea, 2285 nucleotides long. RefSeq names its product cytochrome c oxidase subunit 1-like. The record is from RefSeq and is a predicted model, not a curated record. Gene Ontology annotation, biological process: electron transport coupled proton transport; mitochondrial electron transport, cytochrome c to oxygen. Lineage: Eukaryota; Metazoa; Arthropoda; Insecta; Lepidoptera; Nymphalidae. Gene Ontology annotation, molecular function: heme binding; cytochrome-c oxidase activity. Gene Ontology annotation, cellular component: membrane.